AUGUUCAUCGAAGCCACGCCUCCGCAAAACUCGAAUUGCGAUACUGUGCGUCGCGCCAUCUAUCCGGAACGACCGCGUGCCGUGAGCGCAUGGAAGAUGAAGUCAUCCUUGCUUUUCUUGCUCGCUGGCCUCAGCUCAGUAGCCCUGGCUAAUGUCGGAGCAUCGAGCGGGGAAAGCCAAGCCCAUGCCACAAGCAACUUACCGAACGCCGACGAAGUCAAGAUCGCUAUGGACAAUGCGCAGGUCGCGCAAGAUCCCUUGAUGAUGGGUGCAAUGUCACCAAGCGACAACGGCGCCUCGCCCCGCCAUCGAAGGGAGAAGCUACAGUUGCUGAAGAGGAUGGACAAGAAGAGCGGUAAAUGGGGAACGAGCCACCCGCGUUACAGGCUUCUCGAAGCGCUGUGGGCAUAUACGAGGUACCGCGAACGCCACAUGGCUGAGCUGGAUCGCUGGCGGAGUAUGUACAAGAGCGUCAGCAAGAAGCAGAAGAAGACGUUGGAGAACACCGUCGGUUACACGAAGAAGCUGGAUGAACUCGAAGAGCUGGUCUAUGUAAACGCGGCCGUCUCCAAGAGUAUAGCCAUGCAAGCCAUGAAGUUCUACGGCAUCAGCCAGGAAGAACUGGAUGAGCACAUGAAGCAAGCAGAGAGCGACAAGCGCCAAGCAGACAAGUUUGCGACAGCCCAAACCCUGAAGCAUUACGUACGCGACUGGGCGGACGAAGGUCUGAAAGAGAGGAACGAAGCGUUCCCAUGCAUACUGAGCACCUUGAGCGCCAUCAAAGCAGAGUCAACUGAAAGCGCACCACUCAGGGUACUGCUUCCAGGCUCCGGCGUUGGACGGCUAGGUCAUGAUGUCGCCAAUCUCGGAGGCUUCGAGGUCACGAUCAAUGAGUGGUCAAUGUUCAUGAACGUCGGAUACCGGUACAUGGAAGCGCAAAAGGAUGCGCACGCGGUGACCAUACACCCAUUCAUCGACGGAAUGUCGCACCAUGCUACGAAGGCCGACAUGACCCGGAGUGUAACGGUGCCCAACAUCGCCCCCAACCCUGGUGUUCUGCUCGUCGAGGGCGACUUCAACACCGCAUUCAACGAUCAACCAGGUCACUACGACAUCAUCGUCACCCAUUUCUUCAUCGACACGGCGCGCAACCUCAUGGCCUAUUUCGACACUAUCCAGAGGCUACUGAAGCCCGGUGGUAAAUGGAUCAACUUCGGCCCACUCCUGUACGGCACCGGGCCUUUCGUGCAGCUGAGCUUGGAGGAGAUUGUCGACGUUGUUGAAGAGAUGGGCUUUGAGUUCGAGGAUCUGGGCGACGAGUGCGGCGACCUGACGUUCGAGGGCAAGAAGGUUCGGAGUAAAGAGGCAGAGUACGGGUUCAACCGGAGAGCGUUGACGCGCUACGCAUACCUGGCGCAGGUUUGGAUAGUGAAGAAGGUCGCUUACAAACGUACCAAAGCCGGGGAUAAAAGCCGUUACCAGCACUCCAUCAACACACAGCUAUCUGAAACGAUCCGCUGCCUCCCUGAAAAGAAUGGCGAUCUGGAAUUCUACGACACUGAGGACGAGGAAGAACACCAUCAGCGCAAGGCUGAGGAGGAAGCAGACCAGCACCUUACUUUCUAUGGAAAAUUUUGGAAAGAGUUUCGCAAUCAGCAAUCAGGCAAGACAGGAUCGGAUGAAAUAAAGAAGAAGGAUCGCGAAGAGAGGAGGAAAUUGGCUAAAGCGGUAGUGAGAGAAUUAGACCUCAGAGAGCGCAACAAGGCAAAGAACACCAACAAAGUGCAAUCUUUGGGGACUUUGUAA
Messenger RNA from Alternaria hordeiaustralica, 1806 nucleotides. RefSeq lists its product as uncharacterized. Bases 1 to 1806 code for a protein of 601 amino acids. The record is from RefSeq and is a predicted model, not a curated record. Lineage: Eukaryota; Fungi; Ascomycota; Dothideomycetes; Pleosporales; Pleosporaceae. The transcript is spliced from 5 exons. Gene Ontology annotation, molecular function: S-adenosylmethionine-dependent methyltransferase activity.